Molecule: messenger RNA, 1049 nt
Organism: Linderina pennispora
Lineage: Eukaryota; Fungi; Kickxellomycota; Kickxellomycetes; Kickxellales; Kickxellaceae
Exons: 1
Coding region: 236-1018 (260 amino acids)
Biological process (GO): protein desumoylation
Cellular component (GO): nucleus; cytoplasm
Molecular function (GO): SUMO-specific endopeptidase activity
Source: RefSeq, a predicted model, not a curated record
CAGAGAAACAUGAAAACUCGGGUGCAGCAGCAGAUAGCAGCGCCAGCAGCAGCAGCACCAGCAACGAGAGGGGCGCUACAACAAUGCUAAUUCCCGAGACGCCAGUCGCCGAUCGUGCAGAGAGCUGCUACCGCUGGGCACUCGACACGGGUUGAGAGGGGAAAUUGCAGCUUUGUUGACCUGUCGUCGCCGCCCACCCUGGGUUCCCAGGACCAUUAUCAGCGCAGCUGUGAGAAUGGAUGAGGCGUCGCCGCGUGAUGGCGCCGCGCCUGAGCCUGUUGUGAUUCGGUUCAAGAACAGCGAGUUUAAGAUAACUGCGGCAAAGUACAAGGAUCCCAGCAAGCACCCGUACAUCCUGAUCCUUGAUUCACUGGGUAGCAAGCACCAGACGACGUUCAAGCUGCUGCGCGAGUACAUAAACUCGGAGAUUGAGUCUCGCAGUCCCCCCGCUGCAGCAGACAGCAGCGAUGCAGCAGCCGAGCCAGCACCGGAGCGUCUUCGGGUGACUGGCAGGUAUGCAAUGGUGCCACUGCAGACCAACAUGUGCGAUUGCGGAGUCUUCGUGCUGCACUACGUGGAGGAGUUUCUGCGCGAUCCGCAGACGCUGCUGGCGUUGGCAGUCAACAAUGUGAGUCUGCGCGAGUGGUUCGCCCCCGGGCUUAUGCGGCAGAAGCGGAAGGGGAUGCUGGACCUGGCCACGGACCUGGCGAGGGCGUAUGCGGAGGCGAAGCAGUGUGGGGAGAAUGGGGGCGCUGCAGCGGGAUCGACGAUUGGCGAUCUGGGGACGACCCCUCCCUUGCUGGCCGAGCCCAAGCAAGAUGGUGCCAUGGGAACCGGGGAUUCUGAUGGCUCGAUGGCGACCGCCCUGGGUGACGCGGCGGCGGCAGGCUCGGCUGCAGUGUCGGCUGACGCUAGUGCCGAGAAGAGCGCAAGAAAUGGCGGCCCCGCCCCUGACGAUCUGCGCGAUGCGACCGCUGCAGCCGCCAAGAUUGGAGCGGAGAGCGAUGAUUUCCAGUAGAUUAUACAGCUAAUGGAGGUCCACAUAUCGU